CAAUGACUUCUAAAAGGACAUCAAUAACUAAAACAACGACUACAGGAAAAUCAACAAGUACACAAACUAAAGCAACUAUUCCGACAACCACUACAGUAACAACAACCAUGAAGCCAACAACAACAACUACCACAGAAACAACAACCAUGAAACCAACAACAACAAAUACCACAGCAACAGAAACCAUGAAACCAACAACUACCACAGCAACAACUACCAAGAAACCAACAACAACAACAACUACCAUAGCAACAACAACCAUGAAACCAACAACAACAAAAACUACAACAGCAACAAAAACCAUGAAACCAACAACAACAACUACCGUAGCAACAAAAACCAUGAAACCAACAACAACAAGUACAACAGCAACAACAACCAUGAAACCAACAACAACGACGACCACAGCAACAACAACUAUGAAACCAACAACAACAAGUACAACAGCAACAACAACUAUGAAGCCAACAACAACAACAAGUACCACAGCAACAACAAUCAUAAAGCCAACAACAACUACCACAGCAACAACAACUAUGAAACCAACAACAACGACCACAGCAACAACAACUAUGAAACCAACAACAACGACGACCACAGCAACAACAACUAUGAAACCAACAACAACAAGUACAACAGCAACAACAACUAUGAAGCCAACAACAACAACAAGUACUACAGCAACAACAAUCAUAAAGCCAACAACAACUGCCACAGCAACAACAACCAUGAAACCAACAACAACAACUACCACAACACAGAAAACAACACCUACAACAACCAUUACUACUUCGCCAACAACAACAACUACUUUACCAACAAGAAUUAAACAAACAACAACCAUAUUUUCAAAAACUUCAUCGAAAACAACCAUAUCAACAACCUCCAAUAGGAUAACAAAAAAUACCUCUCCAACAACAAUUAGUAACCCAUUAAUGCUUUCUUCACAACACAAAACACUAAUAUCAAGUACAACUACGACAUCAUCAAUUAGCAAACAAGCAAACCGACCUUUGAGUCAUGGCAAUAUCAAUAUAAUUAUGUUUUUCCUCUCUUUGAAUUAA
This is a messenger RNA of Saccostrea cuccullata (small rock oyster), 1064 nucleotides long. RefSeq names its product salivary glue protein Sgs-3-like. The record is from RefSeq and is a predicted model, not a curated record. The coding region runs from base 3 to 1064 and encodes 353 amino acids. The transcript has a single exon. Lineage: Eukaryota; Metazoa; Mollusca; Bivalvia; Ostreida; Ostreidae.